UCGCGUUCUCCUCUCUCCCAUAAUACAAUCGCAAAUCUUAGUGCUGCAGCACGACGAAGAGAACAUUCUUCUCCCCUCUCGCCACCCGUCCUUCCCCGUCCGGCUCGUGUCCUGGACCACGCACCCAAGCCCCGGCCUUUGCUGCGAAGGGACCCCUUUGUGUGUCCAUCCUUCUUCUUGGUACUCGUGUUCGUACCCUUGCCCUUACAGUCUCCGAUCUUUUCCUAGCUUGUUCGCCACCUGCAAACAUGUCCUAUCAACCCACAAUGGCCCAACCAUCAACUCUUCCAAAGACAGGCAAGGUGUCUUCGAGGAGGAAGGGGUCUUCGAACCCGCCAGUGAUGCUCAGGAGCUAUGCGGAUCCUAGAACGUCGCAGGACGCGCUCGAGAGACCGCAAAUGGCUCGCCCCUAUGCCCACAACAACCUCAAUCCUGUUUAUCCCAAUCGCACUGUUCCAACUCCUCCAUCCUUACAUCAGGUUGGAUACCAUCAUCCAGCUGUACCAUCCUCGGCAAUCCCAUCCCCUACAAUACCAACCGGUGCGAUUUCCCCUACCGCUCCUCUCAACGUUCGCCCAAGGAUGUCUAGUGCACCUGUUGUAUCCACAAUGGCUCGAGGCCCUCUUUCUCCCACGUCAAUGGAUUCAUCUUUGACAUCCCUCGAUAAGCUUCCACCUGGCAGUGAUCGCAUCGAGCCGAGAAUAUCUAGUAGGCCAAAAGCUCAUGGGGCCAAGGCACCCGUUGUUCUUGGAAAGGAUUUGCGAGCGCAGCCUUCUCUGGAAGGAAGACCACGUGAGGAUAUUGGUCCCAAGAGAAGACCUAGUCUCGAAGCAUCGACUAUUCUUGACAGGAGAGACUAUCCGGUGUAUUCCACUGCCCGUCAGAAGGAGUACGACUUACCUAACGGGUAUCCAGAAAAUCGUCCGACUACGUCUUCAAGAGAACCCAGUGCUCUCCAAGGUCCCAUUAUGGUCCCAUUGAAGGUCGAUGCCGCGUCCAGUAGACCUACAAUGAAUGGCGGGGGAAUGAGGGCACCUGUUAGCGACGUUGUGUCGUCCUCACCGCCACCUCGCAGUAGGCAAAGGGAGUUGGAAUUCCGUGAACCGCAUGCUGAAUCAUCAAGUGCAGCCCAAAAGAAAUGGAAAAAGUCACAGCAAGAAUCCUUGGGUGUCGGUGGGCCCUCGCGGUCUUUUGACAUUGCGCGGUCCUUCGAUUUUGAACGUAAAACGUCUGGUGGCGGAAGAUCUCUGGAUGUACAGCGGUCAUUAGACUUCGAUGCUGCUCUUUUAGGUGAAGAGGGAGAGAGGAAAUCAUCGGGAGGAAGGUCUAUGAAGAAGAAGAGCUCUGAUGCCUUGAGAGCGCUAUUUGGAAGAGGUGCAAGUGGGAAAGGGAAAAAGGAAGACACACCAACUACGUCUGUGGCAGGUGCGAGUCAGGAGAGGAAGAUAUCUCCUUCACAGUCAAUGGUUCAGAACUAUGAUGAUAGUUCCCAAAGGUCCAGAUCAUCGGGAAGAGGGACGCCGACUAUGAGACUAAACAAUGGAAGAACAACGCCUACAUUUGAUUCCAAGUUGAGUAAUGAGAAGUCAACGCCAACAUUUGGUCCAACGCCUGGUCACGGAAGCACCACACUAACAUUCGACACAACGUCUGGUAAUGGUAGAACGUCCCCAGGUCUCAAAUUGAGCUCGUCUUCGUCCUCAUCAUCUCGAUUGAAUGCUCCUUCUCGGGAACUCCCGCCUCCCCCAGAACCGUCGCCAACCUUCCUUACCUCUAUCCCAGCCACAUUACCGCCGCUACCCUCACCUGUUGAGCCAUCCAAACCUUCAACCGUCGAUCCCUUAUCUUCAACUUUACUUCCCCUGUCUAUCGACGACGCGCCCCUCUUCUCUUCCAACUCACCCCCUCGACUUCCCUCUGCCAAACCGGCUACCCCGCCUCGCCUUCCUUCACCUCAUCGUUUGCAAUUACCUGACCUCGAUCUUGACUUUCAUCUCGAAUUCGAUAGGUUUAAUUUCUCCCCGAUUUCAGCUUCGCGUCGAACCUCGCCCCUCAAAGUACGAAGUCCGAAAAGCCCAUCGCCUAAAAGUUCACCCGUUAGAUCAUACUCAACUAGGUCGCCUUCUCGCCCUAGCAAUUCUCCAGGAAACUUGCAAAGGUCUUGGACUGUGCUUGAAAGAAGAACAUCAGAUGGUCUCAGUAUGGCUGAGGGAGAUGAAAGCGCUUCACCAUUGCAGUUGAGCGCAAGGUUCUCUAGAGAGUCAAGAUCGCCCGUCUUGUCUUCUACGGAAAAGAACGAUAUUUUUGGGCCGUUGUUGGAAGACCAAUCUUCCAAGGCAACUUCCUUAGCGCCCACUCGCUCUCCUUCGCCCCGGGGGACCAUCUCAUCUCAGUUGCCUUCGUCAGAAGACAGUAUUUCUACUGAAUCUUCCACUCAUGAGUCCGCAUCACCAAUUCUGCCGGUCACGCCAAAGGAGACCACUCCUACCAUAUCCACUUUUGGCGAGGUGCCUUUGAGUACAAGCUCAUCGACUGUCGGUCCUCCUUCUUCUGCCUCUUUGCCAAAUGUCAACUCGGAUAUACAAUACAAGGAAGAGAAGAAGUUAAUUACCCCUAAUGUUCCGCCUAUCGCAUUAUCCACUGUACCUGCUCCUGCCCCCCCUGGCGCUUUGGCCCCCCCUGCUAUCAUUUCAUCACCUGCCCCGGCGGUCGCAAGGAUGGAGCAGCCAGUGAGGAAGGAUUCUCGCAGACGUGAACUGACACUGCUGAGCAAGUCUGAGACUGUCAUCCCAGAUAAAGAUUUCUCCAUCUCCGCUAUCGCGCACAGGGCCGAAGAAAUCCGUGUGGCAUUCAAAUAUCCCGAAGACGGCACUUCCGGUGCUGAUCGUGCCGUCUCUCUGAGGGCUGAUCUAGUGCCCUUGAUCGUCGAGGCUGAUCGACGGGCGUAUAAUCGAGGACAGGAGGAUGAAUAUACUUUGCUGCGAGGGACGUUCUUAAAAUGGAUCAAUGUUUUGAUAUCAGAACUGAAGUAUGAUAGGCCUGUUGAUGAGCGAGGGGCGGUUUUGGAGUCACUUGCGGCGCUGUUUGAGAGUAUCGCACUGUCUGAAGAUGCUCUUCAACUUUCGGAAGACCAUCGUGGCAAGUUCACGCAGAUGAUGGUCCGUUGCAUGCGCUUUGUGAUGGAAAAGCUGGGUGGUAGAGGUGUCUUCCAGAACAUCUUGGUGUUCAGCGGACGGUUUUUGGCCUUCGCAUUCUUUAGAGUUCCUCACAUCGCUCACCAGCUUUUGACAGUUCUUCAGCUGCCGAAAGGGGCGUUGAUGCGCUUUACUGGUAAUAUAACAUUGGCCGUCGAUUGCCCGUCCAGUGUACAGCCGCAAUACCCAAAACACCUUAUCCCUUUGUGCUUCGACAAUGUCGUUAGGUACACCAGCCGCCUCAACUCUUUCACUGCCGAAUUUGAGACUGAAGAGGAGCGCGAGGCUUUCCUUUUCACACCUGGUUACUGGCUUCGUCGUUGGCAGUCUGAUGAUUCUGAACUUUUCCCUUCUUUCUACAGAGCUUACCACCGUCAACUGGCGCGCUAUCUUGGACCCGUUGUCAAGUACUACGAGGCUCAAAACAAACCUGUUCCCGCCGCUAUCCUAAUGCGUGCGCCUGGAUAUGCUCACUUGGCGACUGCGUUUGCAAAGAAGCUGUACUCGUACAUCAUGGGCACUGUAAACGCUGUCACUACAUAUUCGACUGCAUCAAACUUUGAUGCGACUGAGAGUGCCUUACAAGCUCCCAACGCCAAACCCCCGGUGCUUGUCACCGCGAACAGGAGGUUGACAGAGACAAUGAUUACCUUUUCGGAACAGAGAAUAACCAUACCGGUGGGGAAAGAGGUAAUUGACUGUGAGAUGUCGCAAAUCUGUAUAGGUAUGAUUGAUCUCUGGACGAAAAACCUCAUCAGCAAGACGUCCCUCAACGCUCCUAAAGGUGUCUUCUGCCUCUUUGAUUUACUGGAUGGUAUCGUCGACCCCCCCUACGGUGCCAUUCCUGGUAUACCUUCUCGACUCGACUCUGUUGUGGACGUCGCGUACUUGAUUCACGUGGUCAGAAUCAUCCUUACCCAGACGGAGCACGCAAUGACCCUCGUAAAGACUAUUGCGUUUGUCUUCUCUCAUUGGGAAGUUAUGACAGCAAGGGCGGAGGAUAGGAGGGAGUUGUGCUUGGAUCUAUUGCUAGACAAGGAAGUCUUUGAGAGGCUGUUGCUCUUUUGGAGUCACUCAGUCAGAAGCUAUAUGCUCAGACUUGUUGUGUUUCGACUUGGUCAUCUUGAGACAUCGGAGGAGAGAAAACAUGACGCAGGAUGGCAAGCCGAGAUCCAAACUGUUCGCCUUCUCCAGACACGUCUUGACUGCAUUAAGAGACGUCACGACGAGCUUGAACCCAAACCUGUAGGUGUAGAGGUUGCGGAAGAUGAGAAUAGCCAUAUGCCCGUCAGUCCGCUUGAUGAGGAAGAACCUUUCAUGCCUCGCAGCCGCUCGACCAUCACGAUGGUUACCGAUGCUCCUUCAACGGUGCCAGUCGAUAAAGCAGAACGUCUCCUUGGUCUCGGCCUUGGUGCAGUCAACACUCCUCGUGGUGAGCUUGAGAUUGACCCAGUUACUGGGAGUAACAAGUUCGGUAAAGCCGCGAAGUGGCUGAAGAAGAAUUUCAAGAACAAGAAAAAAGGCAAGUGGACGGCCGGCAGCACACUCGGGUCGUUGGAUGGAAGCCCAAGUAUGUCUUCAGAUGCGGAUAGUCCUGGUCUAGAGGCCAGUCCCGAUAUCUUUGGAGGGCCUAGACCAUCUAAGGAACUGGAGUCAUCACCUUUGGUCCCCCCUCGAACGCCUCCAAAGAUUUCGGACGAGUGGAGCGAAUCAUCGACUUCUAUCACAACGACAUCAACGUCCAACUCUACCGCCUCAAUCACCGCACCUAGCCAAUGUAAACCCAAGCCUUCCACACUCAUCACCACCCCUUCAGAAAGAGGUCGUUCGCGAGGGAACUUCACUUUUGAGUUCGAGAUCCCCACCAUGUCUCCUCGAAGCGAUACCUUCGAUACAACACCCACCAGCCCUAGGCACAGUUCUCAACCACCACCCAGCCCUCGAAAGCCCACCAGUCCACAUAUGUCCAAAUCCUUCUCAAAGCGUUCAAGUCUUUUGCCGCCUUCUACGGCAAAUGCCUUGGAUAGUAUCAUGGAGAGCGAAAAAGAAAAGGAAAAGGAGAAAAAGAAGGCAGAGGAGAAGCUCAGGCAGGAGAAGGGUUACGAUAAGAGGUUACACCCCUAUGCGAUCAGGAUGUUGGGAGAGCUAGAGGAUGCACAAAAGGAGUACGAUGAAUGGUGGUCGGAUGGAGGGUAUGGCAAACUUGAUGGCUUACCGCCUAGAUUGACAGUUGCAUGGCCUUUCCAUGACAGCGAAGAUUAAUAAUCAGGAGAGGUGUUCUUGUUCCUUGUUGAUACAGUACAAGUAUAUGCGGACAGAACGAUUGCAAUAAGUGUGUACUAGUUUAGGUAUUGGUAUCUUGCGACGGCAUAUGCAUCCG
Molecule: messenger RNA, 5574 nt
Organism: Cryptococcus deneoformans JEC21
Lineage: Eukaryota; Fungi; Basidiomycota; Tremellomycetes; Tremellales; Cryptococcaceae
Exons: 7
Coding region: 249-5456 (1735 amino acids)
Source: RefSeq, a predicted model, not a curated record